CCUAAACGUCAGUCAUCUGGUAAUUUGUAUACAGUAAACAGCAACAACAACAUACGGCACCGCAUCUGGUCAGUAAUAAGUGAAAAUCGUUAUAAAAUCGCUACUAAACACUACCAACAUGGGUGAACCAGCUAUUGGCGAUUGUAAAGGUGAUGACGGGCCACAAAAUGUGCUGGACGCAUUCCAAGAGAACGAUAAACUGCGUGUAUUGCAGCUGAUAGACGAGCUGCAUGACAAAUCCGUCACGGAGGACGAUUUCGAACAUGCUUACCAGGAAUAUUCCGGGAUAUUUUCCAAGUAUCAGGAACAGCCCCACUUGCUGGAUCGUAGCCUGGAGGAGAUAGUGAACAGAAUCAUUCCAUACUUGCAAGAAUCUGAUGCAGAGCUGCACACCAAACAUCGGGCUGCGAAAUAUCUCUAUCAGAUAUGCAAAGUGCGCACAUUUAAAGCAUUCGUGAAGAAUCUGCCCCACGAAGUGCGUCACUUGCCGUUCGUGUUGUGUUUAGUCGAGCAACAGAAUCUUGAUGAUUGGCAAAACUGGGAAACCCGUUACAUGGGACUGCUGUGGUUAUCAUUGCUAGUGCUCAAUCCAUUCGACUUAAGCCGGCUGGAUACUUCCGAACAGGGACGCCCUACUACCAUGGAACGUAUCUACGAGUUGUGCAAAGCCAACUGCCUGAAGGACGACAGUUGCACACCGGUGGCCGCCUUUCUAGUCGCUCGGUUCGUCAUACGAAACGAUGUAAAGAUGGUGUACUUGGAAAAAAUGUUCGACUGGGCGAUGGGCGUCAAUAAAGAUUACAGUGUUGAUGCUAACAUUGGGCCACUGACGGCGAUUGCUUCCAUCCUAAAGCACGGAAAGCGUGAAGAUCUACUACCCUACGUAAAAAAGCUUAGCAAUUGGGUACUGCACUUGGAGUACGAGACGAUAUCGAAGGAUUUCAAAAUCUACAAAACGUGCAUCAAAAUCUGUCAACGCAUUGGGCUCGUACUGUUGCCACCGAAAAUUGCCAAAUGGCGUUAUCAGCGAGGUGCACGUUCGCUACUAGCCAACGUUCAAAAAACGGUUACUCUCGCCUCCUUGAAAGAGGUGCAACAAACGGAAUCGUUGCCUGAAUGUACGGAAGAGGAGGACGACGUCGAUGAUGAAGAAGUUCCGGGCGAUAUUGAGGAAAUCGUCGAACGACUCUUGCUUGGCUUGAAAGGCAAUUCAACGAUAGUGCGCUGGUCGUCGGCAAAGGGCAUCGGUCGAAUCACAAAUCGACUACCGAAGCUGCUGGGCGAUGAAGUUGUGUCGUCAGUCAUCGAGCUGCUUAAUCCGCUCGAACAAGAUGAUGCUUGGCAUGGCGCAUGUUUAGCAUUGGCAGAACUGGCCAAACGUGGUCUAUUGUUGCCCUCGCGUUUAUCCGAAAUCGUACCACUGCUUCUGCAGGCGCUGGUGUACGACGAAAUUCAAGGUUAUCGCAAUGUGGGACAAAACAUACGAGAUGCAGCAUGCUACAUGAGCUGGGCUUUUGCCAGGGCUUACCACCCAUCCGUACUGCAACCAUUUGUGGAGCGCAUUGCUUCGGCACUGCUAGUGACGGCCGUUUUCGAUCGGGAAAUAAACUGUAGACGGGCGGCUUCUGCUGCAUUCCAGGAGAGCGUCGGCCGGUUAGGAAAUUUCCCGCACGGAAUUGACAUUCUUACUACGGCCGAUUUUUUCUCCGUCGCGGUACGAAGCAAUGCAUUUUUGAGCAUUAGCGAAUACAUCGCAAAGUUUGAGGAAUACAAAUACAACUUAAUAGAUCAUUUAAUUACUCGUAAAAUUAAUCACUGGGACACUAACAUUCGCGAGCUAUCAGCACAAGCGCUUAGUAAUUUGACAAAACAUGCCCCGGAGUAUAUGCGAGAUUCGAUCGUGCCACAGCUAUUUCAGCUGGCCGAGUCAACAGAGCUCAACACGCGUCACGGUGCCGUGUUGGCUUUGGGAGAAGUGAUAAAUGCUUUGCAAAUGCUAAGCUCACCGGAAACUGGCGACGGGCCGGAGAGCUUCAUUAACAAUACAAUCAGCGAACUGGCCGGUCAGCUGAUUGGCAAAUAUCGACUACGUGGACAAUUUAAGGGAAUGAGUGGAACGUACAUGAAACAUGGUUGUGCGAGCUUUAUUCGAAAUUGCAGCGAAGCCAAGCUACCGAUCACGCAGAGAGAAUAUUUAGAAUCAUGGCAACUACUGCUGGAUGAAAGUAUCAUCGACGAAAAGUCAACAACACGGGAACAGGCAACGGCAGCGUUUUCGAAAUUUUGUGAUACUUACUACAAGACGGAACCAGCAGACCGUUUGGGCGGUCUAAUCGAUAACUACAUCCGAGAGAUGCGCGACACGCAGAUUGAACACAAAGCGCAAGGAAUCGUUUCCGCGCUCGGUGCUUUGCCAUUGUUUAUGCUCGAGCUACGGCUGCAAGAAAUCGUAACGGUGAUCGACGUUAAAACGGUUGUACCGGAGAUGUUUGCGGUAGGAUACAACCAUUCGGAACUAAGGCGGGAUUGCAUACGUGCCCUGAUACACAUUGUCCAAACGGUUGGUUUCGCACAUUCGGACAAAUCGAAUGAAAUACUUUGCGGGCCCGCUUUCGGUUGCUAUCUACGUGCCCUCGAAGAGUAUGCGCUGGACAACAGGGGCGAUAUAGGUUCGUGGGUCCGGGAAGCCAGCAUUAAUGCACUCUAUGCUUUUCUGACAAAAUGUCCGCCCGCGCUGCUCACACCACAGCACGUGCAAGAUGCAAUGAUUGCUAUCGCAAAACAGUCGGUCGAACGAAUAGAUAAAAUUCGUGCCGUAGCGGGCAAAACGUUCACCUCACUGAUCUAUCAUGAGCCACCGAUUCCGCACAUAGAGCAUAGGCAGGAACUGCAAAGUAUUUUCCCACGGGACACAACCGAAGUGCUGUGGCUGUUUCCCCACCACACAUUUCCGAUGUUCAUUCAACUUCUAGGCAUACCGGUGUACGUGGAGCAGGUGUCGGCCGGAUUAAUACUAAGCGUCGGUGCACCGACCGAAUCUCUUCACACCUGUGCAUCCAAAACGUUGAACGAUUAUCUGAAGACGCAUCAAACGUUCAUUGAAACGUUCGGUGCGGUUGUGCUGAAAAUUUUGAAGGAAAAAACCAUCAAAGACACCCUCUUUAUAACGUCCACAUUUCAAUUCCUUGCCGAGCUGUUAAACUCGUCGGCGAACGCUAAAGUGCUGCUAGUUUCAGAAGACAGCUCAGUGGAAUUUGCCGAACCCAUCUUUAACCUGGUCAAUGGUUUGAUAACACAAACCAAAAAGCACAUCGAUUCCAUUCCCGUCUAUUGUGCCCUUAUGCUGGCACCGAAAAUCUGCAAACGAGUGCUGAGCAAGCUGGUCGUGUAUUUGGGUAUGGUGUGCGUAAACAUACGGCGUGAAACCGCACUCAAAAUGUACGAAACACUUCUGGUGUACGGUGAUCAAACAUCCAUACCGGAAGAAACGCUCGACGAAGUGUUGGUGUGCCUCAGCGAGGAAAAGUGGGACGGUGAGCUUGAAGAAGCACGCCAAAUACGUAACAAACUUUGUACACUGAUGGGCAUUAAACCACCAGUGACAAAGGUGAAGAAAUAAUUUUCUACCCAAAUAUGGCUGCUUAACUCAUCGUGCGCUUGCGACGCAACAAUUAAUAAAAAUGAAUGCCUUACUUACUAACAUACAAUGUCGCACAUUCAAGGUAAUUCGAAAUAUACGCAUAUAUUAACCUAAUAAUUAUUGAAAUGGUUGUAAAAGAGUUUCAUUUUUCACAUUGCUUCAAUAUCUUUUCGUGAAUUUCAUUUUUGUACUACGUAAAUUCCCUCAAAUUUGCAAAUAAAACAACCCUAUUUUAAAAGCAAGUAACAUUUUGCAAACUGUC
Molecule: messenger RNA, 3902 nt
Organism: Anopheles funestus (African malaria mosquito)
Lineage: Eukaryota; Metazoa; Arthropoda; Insecta; Diptera; Culicidae
Gene: TBCD
Product: tubulin-specific chaperone D
Exons: 3
Coding region: 119-3619 (1166 amino acids)
Biological process (GO): adherens junction assembly; microtubule cytoskeleton organization; bicellular tight junction assembly
Cellular component (GO): lateral plasma membrane
Molecular function (GO): beta-tubulin binding; GTPase activator activity
Source: RefSeq, a predicted model, not a curated record